Molecule: messenger RNA, 743 nt
Organism: Linderina pennispora
Lineage: Eukaryota; Fungi; Kickxellomycota; Kickxellomycetes; Kickxellales; Kickxellaceae
Exons: 1
Coding region: 76-549 (157 amino acids)
Source: RefSeq, a predicted model, not a curated record
CACGGCGGCGCAGCAGGGCGAGAGCACCGGCGACUGCACAUCGUACGACCGGAGCACGUACAGACAAUCCAGGCCAUGUUCCCCGAUAUCCCCGAAGCUGCCAUCCGUCUGGACCUGUCUCGGACGGGCUCGCCGGUAAUCACCAGUGACAACAUUCUGCGCAACGGCGGAACGCUGCCUAUGCCGCCCGAGGCGCGACAACCGCAAGCGAGGCCGGUGAUGAUUGGUGAGACUACAGUGACGCUAAACUCGGGCACCGGCCAGCGACGGACAGCGGGAUCGGGUGGCACAUCGUCGGGCGUCCAGCUUAAUGCGGCUCAGUCGCCGUUGGUCAGCCGGUUGAGGAUCUCCAAGGACGCGGAUACAGAGCCCCUGCCGCCCCAGCCACCGAAGGUAUGGGAAACAGAUGCGGGCAAGCGCGCCGAGGUGCUGAUGAAGCGCAAGGAGUUUAUGCUGAUGGAGGCCCGCAAAAAGUUCCUCGAGAAGAAAAAGCAGAGCAAAGCGGCCGAGAAGGCACCGGCUGCGACAGCCUCGACGACUGCCGAGUAGAGCACCUUUGCAAUUUUUGCAGUAAAAAAUCACAAAUUUGUCGCUGUGGAUUAGGGUGCUGCUAUAGACAAUCCAUUGUUGUGGAUUAGGGUGCCGCUAUAGACAAUUCAAUCUCCGCACUGGCACAACGAACUCCCCCGCUCUUCUCUCCAGUUUCCUUCAGCCAAUUUUAAUUUCGUCUUUAUAUAAAUCUC